UGGUAGACUGGUCAUGACGUAAAUUUCGUGGCACCAACAUCUCUACUGCUAUACCACGUGACUAUUGGCAAAACAAUGGUGGUAUCCUGUUGUGCUUAUGGUUGUUCCGAGCGUUUUGUGAAGGGAAGUAACAUUAAAUUUCACGUGUUUCCAAAGGAUGAAGGGCGCAGGCAGAUGUGGAUACAGGCAGUGAAACGAAAAGAUUUCAAGCCUACUGCGCACACACGCAUCUGUUCGAAGCACUUUGAAGAAAAUUGUUUCGACAAAGAAAAGACUGGUGGGAAUUGGCUUCACAGUGACGCCGUGCCAACAAAAUUCGAUUUCCCCGAGCAUCUUCAAGCAAAGAGACCCAAGCUUCGUAAACCUCCGACUAAGAGAGAUUCAUUAGACGAAAUUUCAUGUGCAGGAACUUCCCAUAAUUCUCCCGCUAUACAAGCUUCUGAAGUAAAAGCUGGGACAAGCAAAUGUUUUAGAUAUAUAGGAGAUUUUAAGGAAGAUGAUUUGGCUGUUCCUGGCAUAGCUAGUAAAAUGGCAAGUGUUGCAAAAAAGCAGCUGAAGAAGAAAGCCAGAAAAUUAAGUAAUUUGCAGCGAUCAGCCCACAGGAUGAGGAAGAAAAUUUUAAAUAUGGAAUCAUUAAUAAUUGACCUUCAAAAGAAUAAUCUUAUAAGUGAAUCCAUGGGUAAUUUGCUGAAGAUGCUGCCACCAGGUACAUCAGAGUUGUUAAAGCAUGUCAGCAGAGGUCAAACAAGAGAAAAGUACCCAGCAGCUCUUCGGACCUUUGCUUUAACUCUUAAUUUCUACAGCAGCAAGGCUUACAGUUACGUAAGGAGAAAUUUCAAUACAUCUCUGCCACAUCCACGGACACUGAGAAGGUGGUACAGUGUGAUUGAUGGAAAUCCAUGUUUUAGCAAAGAAGCAGCAGUUGCUCUCAGAAUAAAGAGUGAAGAGCUUAUGAACAAGGGCAAGAAAUUGCUGUGUGCUAUGUCAUUUGACGAAAUUGCCAUAAGAAAACACAUUGAAUUUCGUCAAAAUAAAUUUGUUGGAUAUGUAGAUUAUGGGACAGAGCUUGAUGAUGAUAACCUUCCUGUUGCAAAUGAGGCACUAACUUUUAUGGAUUUAUAG
This is a messenger RNA of Schistocerca cancellata (South American locust), 1122 nucleotides long. RefSeq names its product THAP domain-containing protein 2-like. The record is from RefSeq and is a predicted model, not a curated record. The coding region runs from base 76 to 1122 and encodes 348 amino acids. NCBI's taxonomy places the organism in Eukaryota, Metazoa, Arthropoda, Insecta, Orthoptera, Acrididae. The transcript has 5 exons.